UUGAAAAAUAGGCCCCCCCCUCCCCAUCUUUGAUCUCUUUCGCUUCUCAAACUCAACCCACUUUUUGUUUGUUUCCUCUCCAAUUGUACUUUAUAUUCACCAAAGCCAGCCAAUCACUCUCGUCUCAAACCCCUCCUUUUUUUCUCUUUUCGAGUUUUCUCUUUUGCUUUUAUUCUCUUUUCUCUUCUCUCCACAAAUUUUUUCUCAGUUUCUACAGAGCACGCAAAUUCCAAGAAACCAAUUCCAGCCUUUUGCCCUUCUCUUCUCUAUAAAUUGAGCAAUACCCCUUUGGCUCUCUCUUCAAACCCAACCCACAACUCCAUUUCGUUUUCUCUAGACAAAUCCGAUCUCGAAAAGGCGGGCAUAAUCCUUUGAAAAGCUACAAUGAAAGAGUACUGGACCUCUUUCGCUUCGCUUUUAGGCGUUUUAGCCUUCUGUCAGAGUCUCCUUCAAGCCAUAUUUCCGCCGGAGUUCCGGUUCGCCACUCUCAAGUUCUUCAAUCGGAUCUUCCAUAUGUUCUCCUCUUACUGUUACUUCGACAUAACGGAGAUCGACGGCGUUAACACCAACGAACUUUACAACGCCGUCCAGCUUUACCUCAGCUCCUCCGUCUCCAUCACCGGCAGCCGUCUCAGUCUCACCAGAGCUCUGAAUUCGAGCGCCAUCACCUUCGGACUGUCGAACAACGACUCCAUAGUUGACACCUUCAAUGGCGUUACGGUCCUCUGGGAGCACGUGGUGACGCAGAGGCAGUCUCAGACCUUCUCUUGGCGACCAUUGCCGGAGGAGAAGCGUGGCUUCACUCUGCGAAUUAAAAAGAAAGACAAGUCGUUGGUUCUCGAUUCGUAUCUCGAUUACAUAAUGGAGAAAGCCAAUGAGAUUCGAAGGAAGAAUCAAGACAGGCUACUGUACACGAACUCGCGAGGCGGAUCUUUGGAUUCGAGAGGGCAUCCGUGGGAGUCUGUCCCGUUUAAGCACCCCAGCACUUUUGACACAUUGGCUAUGGACCCUGUCAGGAAGCAGCAGAUCAUGGACGAUUUGAAAGAUUUCGCAAACGGCCAAGCGUUUUAUCAGAAAACCGGCCGAGCAUGGAAAAGAGGGUAUCUGCUAUACGGACCGCCGGGAACUGGGAAGUCGAGUAUGAUCGCCGCCAUGGCCAAUUACCUCGGCUACGACAUCUAUGAUCUGGAGCUAACUGAGGUGCACAACAACUCGGAACUGAGAAAACUAUUGAUGAAAACUAGCUCAAAGUCAAUAAUCGUGAUCGAAGACAUUGACUGCUCGAUCAAUUUGACGAACAGGAAAAAGAGUGGCUCGAAUCAAGCAUCGAGAAACUACUAUGACUCAGAAAUGCGAGGUGGGUCUGGUUCUGUCGGCGGCGGAGAAGACGGCGGAGCGAACUCGAUUACUCUCUCUGGUUUAUUGAACUUCACUGAUGGAUUAUGGUCUUGCUGCGGCAGUGAAAGGAUUUUCGUCUUCACCACCAACCACAUUGAGAAGCUCGACCCUGCAUUGCUGAGAAGCGGCCGGAUGGAUAUGCACAUAUACAUGAACUAUUGUUCGUAUCCCGCAUUGAAGAUUCUGUUGAAGAACUAUUUGGGGUACGAUGAAGACGACGUCGUCUUGAAGCAACUCGAGGAGGUUGUGGACAAAGCAGAGAUGACUCCCGCCGAUGUCAGCGAGGUCCUGAUCAAGAACAGACGCGACAAGGAAAAGGCCAUGAAUGAGUUGCUGGAAACACUGAAAUUCAAAGCGGAGAAGAAGAUGAAGAAUGGGGGUCUGAGAGAGAAGAAUUCAGAAGGCGUAGAAGAGGAAGAAGAGCAAGAGAAGAGAGCUUUGGAGAGUCCUAAAGAAGGGUUUGAAUUCGAAGAAAGCAGUUACAAGAAGAAAGUUGAAGAAGAAGAAGAAGAAGAAGAAGAAGAUAAAGAAGAAGAAGAUGAGCUAGAGGCUGAGAAGGUAAAACGAAACAAGACAGAGACAAAAACGUGAAGGUUUUUUUUUUUUUUUUUUUUUUUUUUUUUUUUUUCUGGUUCAUCUUCUUCCUGGCCCCCUUUUGGCGUCUGUGGUGCGGAGAAAAGGUAAAGUAACAAACCUUUUUUAUAUUAGGAAAAAAGAAAAGGAAGAUUGAGAUUGGGAUUGGGAUUGGGAUUGGCUCUUCUUAAAAUUUUGUUUAGUGGGCUCAAUGGAGGAAUUGAAACCGGCAAAACCCAAAAAGAGAAAUAUUUGAUCGUCCUAA
Molecule: messenger RNA, 2236 nt
Organism: Carica papaya (papaya)
Lineage: Eukaryota; Viridiplantae; Streptophyta; Magnoliopsida; Brassicales; Caricaceae
Product: AAA-ATPase At5g57480-like
Molecular function (GO): ATP binding; ATP hydrolysis activity
Source: RefSeq, a predicted model, not a curated record